AGUUUUAAAUCGACUACAUCUACGCUCGAUUACAGUGCACUGGUCGAGCGGGAAGGAGGAAAGAAAGCAAAACUGGUUAGCAAGCCAGCUGAUAAAAUAACCCUAAAUGCUGGAAUCAUGGACUGGGGCCAGAAUGAGUUGCUGUCACCUGUCGUUCUGGACACGGAGGUGACGCGUACGGCACGGAGGUUGCGCCAGAAGAAAGUGGCUUUCCCCCUCCUUCACGAUGACACCCCCGGGGCCAACGCCACCCCCGCCCGGCCUCUGCUGCAGCACACUCCGGGAUCGCUCUUCAGACAGACGUUCACCCCCCGGAGCGGCCUGAGGAACACCGACAUGUCGGCCAUCUUGGGGACCGGUGGCAGGUCGCCGCGCUACGUCCACACGCCCCGUCCCCUCGGACACUUCAGUCUGGACGAAAGUGACUGGACCAACAGUCUGUACCCCUCCCCGCUGUCUGGCCUGGCGGACAGCAGCUCCAUGGACGACCUGAACAUGAGCUCUGUUAUGCUGAAGGAGGACGACCCAGGAGAGGCCGCUGCGGUCAGCCUGUUCCCAGAGUUCCUGCAGUCUUACCUCAGACACUCCUCCAGUGCAGUGUUUGACUUGCUUGAGGAAUACGAGGCCGUCUGCCAGGAUAAGGUGGGGACACUACAGAGGCUGGUCCAGAGGUCCACCACUGGACAGCAGAAGUUUUCUAAGACCAGCAGUGUGAGGUGGCUUCUGCAGCAGGAGAUGGUGACCUGGCGACUCGUGACCUCCCUCUACCGGGACAGGAUCCAGACUGCAAUGGAGGAUGACGUCAUGAUGGAAAAAGCAUCUCUCAGUGACAGUGAGAAGGUGGUGGUGGAGCAGCUCUUUCAGAGGGACUCAGUGGUGCGGCAGAGUCAGCUUGUGGUCGACUGGCUGGAGAGCAUUGCCAAAGAUGAAAUAGGGGAUUUUUCAGACAACAUUGAGUUCCACUCCAAGUCAGUAUGUUGGGAGAACACGCUGCACGCCCUGAAGCAGAGACGGGUAACCUCCAGUACUGGAUUCAGCCGGCCCCUGGUCACUGAGCUGGACCCUGAUGCCCCAGUCAGGCAGAAGCGGCCGCUGGCAGACCUGGAUCGGGAGGACGAUGCUCGGCUGCUGAAGUACCUGUUCACCCUGGUGCGGGCGGGGAUGAUGGACGAGGCACAGCAUCUGUGUAAGCGCAGUGGACAGGCCUGGAGGGCUGCCACUCUGGAGGGCUGGAAGCUCUACCAUGACCCCAACAACAACGGAGGUGUGGAGCUGCAGCCCGUGGAGGGGAACCCACAGCGUGGGCUGUGGAAGGUGUGCUGCUGGAGACUGGCAGAGGAGGAGCAGUUCAACAGAUACGAGCGGGCCAUUUACGCUGCGCUGAGCGGGAACCUGAAGCAGCUGCUGCCGGUGUGUGAGACGUGGGAGGACUCUGUGUGGGCGUACUUCCGGGUGAUGGUGGACACGCUGGUGGAGCAGGAGCUGCGGUCCUCCGGCCUGGGGAGCGAGGAGCUGGAGGAGCUGCCGCGGGAGUACCUGGAGGCCAGCUGGACUUUGGAGAAGGUGUUUGAUGAGCUUCUGGCUACAGAGUCGAAGAGGGUCCUGGAGGAGACGAAAGAGUAUUACCACAUCAUUCAGAAGUUUGUCAUUCAGGCGGAUCUGGAUGGUCUCAUCGGGGAGUUCAGUGAUUGGCUGGGGGGAGCGGCUCUGCCUGCUCACCUGCUGCGCUUCAUGACGCACCUGCUGCUCUUCUACCGCAGCCUGGGCAUGCAGCUCAAGGAGGAGGUGUCUGUGGAUGUCCUGAAGGCUUACAUACAGCUGUUGAUCAGUAAAGGGCACACCGACCUCAUCGCCUUCUACGUCAGUCACCUGCCGCCGGACAUGGCGGUGGCCGAGUACGCCCACUUCCUGGAGUCCGUGACGGAGACGGAGCAGCGCAAACGCUGCCUGGACCUGGCCAGGGAGGCAGGGCUGGACGUGGCUGCUGUCACCAAGACAGUGGUGGAGAACAUCCGUGAGAAGGACACCGAGGAUUUUGCUCACCAUGAUACCUUGUUGGACAUCACAACCACUGAGGGAGACCAGAGGAAGAUUGACGUGAUCGAGUGGCUGGUGUUUGACCCCUCGCAGCGAGCAGAGGCGCUGAAGCAGAGCAACGCCAUCAUGAGGAAGUUCCUGGUGUCCAAAAAGCACGACGCUGCCAAGGCGGCCUUCGGCAAGGUUCCCGAGGACUCCAUGCGAGAGAUCUGCAGGCAGUGGGAGGAGCACAGCAUGGACACGCCCCUGCCCGCUGAAGACGCCAACGCCAUUCGCGAGCACCUCUGUAUCCGUGCCUACCUGGAGGCCCACGAGGCCUUCAGUGAUUGGUUCGGCCACAUGAACUCCUCCCCGCAGAAGCCCAGCGUCCCCGCCCAGGCGGCCAAAUUCACAGAGAAGGUGGCCCACAGGAUGAAGGAGGAGGAGUACCAGCUGGACUACGGCAGCUGGAAGGGCCGUCUGGAGGCCCUGACGGAGGACGUGAAGGAGCGCAUCUACAACGUGCUGCUGUUCGUGGACGGAGGCUGGAUGGUGGACGUGCGGGAGGACGCGGAGGAGGACCCCGAGCGCUCCCACCAGAUGGCGCUGUUGCGGCAGCUGUGCCUGCCCAUGAUGGCCUUCCUGCUGCAGUCUGUCCUGCACAGCACGAAGCAGCACCGCGAGAGCCUGCGUCUCGCUGACAUCAUCGCCUCCGAGCAGCACCGCCUCUACCAGGUUUUCUCCAAGGAGGAGCUCAGCAAGUUCCUUCAGAAGCUGCGGGAGUCCUCUCUCCUCCUGCUGGACCAAGGCCUGGACCCGUUGGGCUAUGAGAUGCACCCGUAGACUACCCCCUUCCCCCUGACACAGACACCCCUCCUGGCACCAGGGAUCUCUCUCAUGGUGUUUAAUAUUUUUCUAACUGGCUUUGAAAAUCUGUUUUUGUAUUUAAUAAAGGUUUCACUU
Messenger RNA from Anguilla anguilla (European eel), 2979 nucleotides. It is a transcript of the gene nup107, whose product is annotated as nucleoporin 107. The transcript has 28 exons. Gene Ontology annotation, molecular function: structural constituent of nuclear pore. The coding region runs from base 118 to 2859 and encodes 913 amino acids. Gene Ontology annotation, cellular component: nuclear pore outer ring; nuclear pore. NCBI's taxonomy places the organism in Eukaryota, Metazoa, Chordata, Actinopteri, Anguilliformes, Anguillidae. Gene Ontology annotation, biological process: protein import into nucleus; mRNA export from nucleus; regulation of DNA-templated transcription. The record is from RefSeq and is a predicted model, not a curated record.